Molecule: messenger RNA, 1020 nt
Organism: Malassezia japonica
Lineage: Eukaryota; Fungi; Basidiomycota; Malasseziomycetes; Malasseziales; Malasseziaceae
Product: versiconal hemiacetal acetate reductase
Exons: 1
Coding region: 1-1020 (339 amino acids)
Source: RefSeq, a predicted model, not a curated record
AUGGAGUACGCCAACCUCGGAAACUCUGGCUUGAAGGUCUCUCGUGUCAUUCUGGGCUGCAUGACCUUUGGCUCCAAGCAGUGGGUGGACUGGAUCUUGGACGAAGAAGAGUCGCUCCCUAUUUUCGAGCAUGCGUACAAGAUGGGCAUCAACACCUGGGACACUGCCGAUGUGUACAGCAACGGCAAGUCGGAAGAGAUUGUCGGCAAGGCGCUCAAGAAGUACAACAUUCCCCGUAACCGUGUCGUGCUCCUGAGCAAGUGUUUCUUCCCUGUGAACGAGGAUGGCGACGAGCCACUCUUCGGCCAGAAGAACGACGGUCCUCUUGUUAACCUUUCGGGUCUGUCGCGCAAGCAUAUCUUUGAUGCUGUCGAGGCGAGUGUCAAGCGUCUCGGCACCUACAUUGACGUGCUCCAGAUCCACCGUCUGGACCGUGAGACCCCCAGCGAAGAGAUCAUGAAGGCGCUGAACGACGUGAUCGAAAAGGGCUGGGUGCGCUACAUUGGCGCAAGCUCGAUGCUGGCUUGGGAGUUCCAGCGCCUGCAGAACGUGGCUGAAAAGCACGGUUGGCACAAGUUUAUUUCGAUGCAGAACUUGUACAACCUGAUUUACCGCGAGGAGGAGCGCGAGAUGAUCCCAUACUGCAAGGCGACCGGUGUCGGUAUUAUCCCUUGGUAUGCCGUUGCCGCUGGCAUUCUUACUCGCCCUUGGGACGACCACUCUACGGAGCGCGCUCAAAAGGAUGAUUUCAUGAAGUCGAUCAUGCGCAGGACCUCGACUUCUGCUGACCAUGAAGUGGUAAACCGCGUGGAAGAGCUCGCAAAGAAGAAGAACGUGGCUAUGGCGCAGAUCUCGAUUGCGUGGCUGCUGAGCAAGGGUGCGAACCCGCUUCUGGGCCUGAGCAAGCCGGAGCGCAUAGACCAGGCUGUAGAGGCGCUCAAGGUGAAGCUGACCGACGACGAGGUCAAGUACCUAGAGGAGCCUUAUCAGCCCAAGCCCGUUGUCGGUGUCGGCCUCUAA